GGAAGUGAGGCCGACAGACGGAAGGGCGGGCAGGGGCGGAGAGUUCUGGGGCACAGCAGAAGGAGUUUUCUGGGGUUUGGGGGCUGAAAGGCCAUGGGCUUUGGGGUCGGAGGCUGUUGCUAGGCUGGCAAGACCGGUCUGGGCAACAUGCAUGCCCAGAGGCAGCUGGCUGUGGCUGCAGUGAGAGCAGAAGUCAGGCGACACGCGGUGGCCAAGCAGGCUCUAAGCCGCCUCAGGAAACUGGCAGAGAGAGUGGGUGACACCGAACUUCGGGACAGCAUCCAGGCCUCACUAGACAGCAUACAAGAGGCUGUGGUCAAUAGCCAGGAGUGGACGCUGAGCCGCUCCAUUCCUGAACUGCGCCUGGGUGUGCUGGGUGAUGCCAGGAGUGGGAAGUCAUCGCUCAUCCACCGAUUCCUGACCGGGUCAUACCAGGUGCUGGAGAAGACAGAGAGUGAACAGUACAAGAAAGAGAUGUUGGUGGACGGGCAGACCCAUCUGGUGCUGAUCCGAGAGGAGGCUGGGGCACCUGAUGCCAAGUUCUCAGGCUGGGCAGAUGCUGUGAUCUUCGUCUUCAGCCUGGAGGAUGAGAACAGUUUCCAGGCUGUGAGCCGUCUCCAUGGGCAGCUAAGCUCCCUUCGCGGGGAGGGACGAGGAGGCCUGGCCCUGGCACUGGUGGGGACACAAGAUAGGAUCAGUGCUUCCUCCCCUCGUGUGGUGGGUGACGCUCGUGCCAGGGCUCUGUGUGCAGACAUGAAACGCUGCAGCUACUACGAGACUUGCGCGACCUAUGGGCUCAAUGUGGACCGGGUCUUCCAGGAGGUGGCCCAGAAGGUAGUGACCUUGCGCAAACAGCAACAGCUGCUGGCUGCCUGCAAGUCUCUGCCCAGCUCCCCAAGCCAUUCAGCUGCUUCUACCCCUGUAGCUGGACAGGCUAGUAAUGGGGGCCACACCAGCGACUACUCAUCUUCUCUCCCAUCCUCACCCAAUGUUGGUCACCGGGAGCUCCGGGCUGAGGCAGUCACGGUGGCUGGAUUGAGCACGCCAGGGUCCCUACACCGGGCAGCCAAGCGCAGGACCAGCCUUUUUGCGAACCGUCGAGGUAGUGACUCUGAGAAGCGGAGUUUGGACAGUCGGGGAGAGACGACAGGGAGUGGGCGAGCCAUCCCCAUCAAACAGAGCUUCCUCCUAAAGCGAAGUGGCAAUUCCUUGAACAAAGAAUGGAAGAAGAAAUAUGUGACUCUGUCAAGUAAUGGCUUCCUACUCUACCACCCCAGCAUUAAUGAUUACAUCCACAGCACCCACGGCAAGGAGAUGGACUUGCUCCGCACAACAGUCAAAGUCCCAGGCAAGCGGCCCCCACGGGCCAUCUCUGCCUUUGGGCCCUCAGCCAGCAUCAACGGGCUGGUCAAAGACAUGAGCACUGUCCAGAUGGGUGAGGGUCCUGAAGCCACUACUCCCAUGCCAAGCCCCAGCCCCAGCCCCAGCUCCCUACAGCCACCACCAGAGCAGACGUCCAAGCACCUGCUGAAGCCAGACCGGAAUCUGGCCCGAGCCCUCAGCACUGAUUGUACCCCAUCUGGAGACCUGAGCCCCCUGAGUCGGGAACCCCCUCCUUCUCCCAUGGUGAAGAAGCAAAGGAGGAAAAAGUUGACGACACCAUCCAAGACUGAAGGCUCGGCUGGGCAGGCUGAAGAGGAAAACUUCGAGUUCCUGAUUGUGUCCAGUACCGGUCAGACGUGGCACUUUGAGGCCGCCAGUUUUGAGGAGCGGGAUGCCUGGGUGCAGGCCAUCGAGAGCCAGAUCCUGGCCAGUCUGCAGUGCUGUGAGAGCAGCAAGGUCAAGCUGCGCACGGACAGCCAAAGCGAAGCGGUGGCCAUCCAAGCGAUCCGGAAUGCCAAAGGGAACUCUGCCUGUGUGGACUGCGGAGCCCCCAAUCCCACGUGGGCCAGCUUGAACCUGGGCGCCCUCAUCUGCAUAGAGUGUUCUGGCAUCCACCGGAACCUGGGCACACACCUGUCCCGAGUUCGGUCGCUGGACUUGGACGACUGGCCUCGGGAGCUGACCCUGGUGCUGACGGCCAUUGGCAACGAUACAGCCAACAGCGUGUGGGAGAGCGACACGCGGGGCCGUGCCAAGCCCACGCGGGACUCUUCGCGGGAAGAGCGCGAGUCGUGGAUUCGCGCCAAGUACGAGCAGCUGCUGUUCCUGGCGCCGCUGGGCACUACCGAGGAGCCGCUGGGCCGCCAGCUGUGGGCUGCCGUGCAGGCCCAGGACGUGGCCGCGGUUCUCCUCCUCCUGGCUCAUGCGCGACACGGACCGCUCGACACCAGCGUAGAGGACCCACAGCUCCGCUCCCCACUUCACCUGGCGGCCGAGCUCGCCCACGUGGUCAUCACGCAGCUGCUGUUGUGGGUACGGAGCCUGGAAACGGAGUUGGAAAGCUUGGGACACGUCGUGCGGGUAGGGGGCGGGCGGGGGGCGCGUGGUCACGCGGCCGUUUCCGCCCUCCAGAACGGCGCGGAGGGUGGCAGCGCGGCCACCACGCCCAGCGCGGCCACCACCCCCAGCAUUACCGCCACGCCCAGCCCCCGCCGCCGGAGCAGCGCCGCCAGCGUGGGCCGCGCCGACGCCCCCGUCGCGCUGGUAUAGUUGCCCAGCGGGAGAGACACCCCCACCCCCACGCGGGCCGGGCACGACCACACCGGGUGGACCGCUGGACUGAUGCACCCACUCACCUCUCAAUACGCACCCCGCCCCACGGGAGCACUUCCUACCCCCACGAGGGCACAGUCCCCACGCCUCCCAGAAGACACAAACUCACCUCCCUCUCCCCAACGAGGCAUGGAGACCCCAGCUCAACACGCCCCCUCUCCUCUGUUUCCACGCUCGGAUUGCUCGGGGUCUGCCCGCUCGGUGUUUGCAGCUCGGCACUGCCCCGCCGCGGUUGCUGCCCCUGGGCGCUUGGAUUUGCCGGCUCGCGCCCCCUAGGGGCGGGAAAGAGACCCAGCCCUGCCUGCACUCAGUCCCGCGGCGGGAGCCUAAACCCAGGCUGGCUCCUGGGGCAACGCCACGCCAGAGGGAGGGGUUAGUACGAGAGAGGGCUAGCCCUAGGAUUUGGGGCCAAUACCGGGACCCCACCCCUUCCUUGCUGAUCUCACUGCCCAGUGAAGGGGAAAAGGGCAGCGAGGGGCAGGACCCCUGCUGUCCAUGGGGAAGAGGGGUCCCCAACCCUUUCCGUGAAAGGGACCAUGAGGAAUGGAAAUCAGGAUGUCCCCCCCACACACCUACCCAUGGAUGGAAGCUGAAAGACCACAGAGAGGGUGGAGAGCCUGGGUCCCCCUCCACACUAUCUUGGGAAAGAGAAAGGAUGGAGUAGGAGCGGGCCAAGGGGACUGGGAGGGGCCUUGUAAUUUAUUGCUUUGUUCCCCAACUUGGGGGUGGGGGCGGGCAGGGGCGUGGG
This is a messenger RNA of Tupaia belangeri chinensis (Chinese tree shrew), 3463 nucleotides long. RefSeq names its product ArfGAP with GTPase domain, ankyrin repeat and PH domain 2 (gene AGAP2). The record is from RefSeq and is a predicted model, not a curated record. NCBI's taxonomy places the organism in Eukaryota, Metazoa, Chordata, Mammalia, Scandentia, Tupaiidae. Gene Ontology annotation, cellular component: nucleus. The transcript has 18 exons. Gene Ontology annotation, biological process: activation of GTPase activity; negative regulation of neuron apoptotic process. Bases 148 to 2652 code for a protein of 834 amino acids. Gene Ontology annotation, molecular function: GTP binding; GTPase activator activity; GTPase activity.